GUUAAAGUCUAAACUUUAGGUGUUGCCAUCAUGGCCGCCCAUCCAUUAGUACAACAUGAGGAACAGCUGAGCCGAUGCCUCUCACUGCAGAGAGUUUAUAAAUAGGGGUUGGAGUCUGCCCUUCACUCCUGGAUAAGGUGCAGCUUAACAAUGAGCCCUACACACAGUUUGAGGCUGUUUGUGCUUUGUUUGUGGCUGCUGCUUGGUUAUGUAAAUUGUAAGAAUACCCAGAGAGGUUAUGUCCAGUCAGGACAGGCUCCAGUGGGCGUCCACAAUGACAACAGAGAAUAUAACAGAUGGGGUGAACCACCUAUUAUGAGAACCCCUAAAGCUGGUUACAAUGGCAAAAUGUACCCUGCAGAAGAUCACACCACAGCCUCUCAAUCCUCACUAAUCCAAAUCCAUCAUCCGGUUAUUCCUGAAAUACAAAAAAGCAAAGUUCCAGAAAGCCAAAUCAGCCAUUUAAACCCUGGCUUAGCCUUAAUAACUCGAGGACAUAAUUAUUUGGUGUUCAAGCGCUUUGGAAACAAGGCAUUCACUUCCCCUGAUGGCAAGAAGACUCAGCAGGUAAACCCUGAUUCUGAGUUCUCUGCAGGUGUAGAGCAGCGUCCACCCCGUGUCUCUCACACCAGAUUGAAAUCAACAGGAAGUUUUCCAGCUGCUCAGGUAGACAAAGCACCUGUAGACUUUGGACCAAAUGACAGAAGGGUCCCUGUCUACUCGUACAGCAGUAAUGCACGUCCAAGUAUUCAAACCUUUAAGCCUAAUCUGAAGUCUGAGACACAAAAGAUUCAUGUUGACACCUACUGGAAGUUCUGCAGCUUGUCCAGGAAAGGGUCUGACUGCUAA
Trematomus bernacchii (emerald rockcod) is the source of this 849-nucleotide messenger RNA. RefSeq lists its product as uncharacterized. The record is from RefSeq and is a predicted model, not a curated record. Bases 151 to 849 code for a protein of 232 amino acids. The transcript has 4 exons. NCBI's taxonomy places the organism in Eukaryota, Metazoa, Chordata, Actinopteri, Perciformes, Nototheniidae.